Molecule: messenger RNA, 2087 nt
Organism: Coccinella septempunctata (seven-spotted ladybird)
Lineage: Eukaryota; Metazoa; Arthropoda; Insecta; Coleoptera; Coccinellidae
Gene: Dbp73D
Product: probable ATP-dependent RNA helicase Dbp73D
Exons: 6
Coding region: 146-2029 (627 amino acids)
Cellular component (GO): nucleus
Molecular function (GO): ATP binding; nucleic acid binding
Source: RefSeq, a predicted model, not a curated record
UCUAUGACAUAAACUAACUAAAGCAGAUUAACCUCUAAUAAAAUCACUUUAUUAAAGUAAAGUUUUGCCCUCAAAUUAAUUAAUUCACUAAUUAAGGCACUUGAUUGUGCCCUUAGAACACUGGUAUUAUAUUGCAAUAUUUAGCAUGGAUUUGUUUUACGUUGAAAGAUAUGAGGAGGAACAGGAAAAACCACAAGAUGAAGAAAACCUCAAUAAACUGUUUGAAAAAAUAGCCUUAAAAAAAAGAAAUAGAAAGAAAGAGAAAAAUAAGAAUCUAGCUGAAAAAAUUGCAAAUACUACAAUAAGAAGACAGAUUAAACGGAAAACAAAAUCUCAAAUUGUGGAUGUACCCGAUAUUGACAUGGCAGAAUUUAUUGAUGUUGGUGUAAGUGAAGCUGUAAUGAAUGCUGAAAAAGCAGAAGUGCUAAAAACUGAUAAAAUACAAAAAGAUCUUCCAUCCAGUUUUGAAGGUUUUACAGUACUUGGUGCUGAGAAUUCUUUGAAGAAGGAGAAGGUAACAAGGGUACUUCCCCCUUGGCUUGCUAAACCCACUGUCAUCUCCACUGAUUUGAAAGAGCUACAAACCAAAGUAUCUUCAAUGAAAGAACUAGAUGGAGAUUUAAGGAAGAAACUUAAAGAUAAUGGUGUUCGAUAUUUAUUUCCUGUUCAAGCAGAGAUAAUUCCUUGGUUAUUACGAUCAGUUAGUCAUUCAUCAAUUAUACAGCCAAGAGAUAUUUGUGUUUCUGCACCAACAGGAAGUGGAAAAACCUUAGCAUUUGUCUUACCUGUUAUUCAAGCUCUGAAGAGUUACUUUAAUAAAAAGAUACGUGCCUUAGUUGUAUUGCCCACUCAAGAUCUGGCAUUACAAGUUUUUAAAACAUUCAAAUUAUACUGCAAAGAUACGAAGGUAGAUGUAUGUUUCAUUACUAGGGGAAAUGACUUUGCUUCAGAACAGAAAAUUUUGAUAAAUGAGGUUUUUCCCUGUCGAAGUAAAGCAGAUAUAGUGGUUUGUACUGCUGGAAGAUUGGUAGAUCAUCUCAAACAUACAAAAAAUUUGGACUUACAGGACCUGGAAUUUCUCAUCAUUGACGAAGCUGAUAGAGUAUUGGAUAAUAUUCAAAAUGAUUGGCUUUAUCAUCUUGAAAAUCAUCUACAACAAGGGCGUAUUGAGGUUCCAAAAGAUGAUAUCCUAUUAAAGGCAUUAAAAAAGUUUCCACCACAGAAACUUCUCUUUUCUGCCACAUUAUCUCAGGACCCAGAAAAACUUCAGAAAAUUGCUCUUUUCAAACCGAAACUAUUCACAUCUGUUGUUGAAGGGAAAAAAGAUAAUAUUGAGUCAGAACAGAAAGCAACUGAUAGUUUCAUUGGAAAAUAUACUACUCCAAAUGAAUUGACAGAAAAGUAUAUUGUUUGCCCCACAGAUAUCAAGCCGUUGAUCUUAUACAAAUUUAUUAAAAUCCACAAUCUAACCAGAACAAUAGUUUUCACAAAUUCAAUUACUGAAGCACACAGAUUGUGCAUUUUAUUGAGAGAACUAUUCAGAGAUGAACUGAAAGUGGUAGAAAUGAAUUCACAUUUACUAAUGAAAAACCGCAAAGAAUUUAUAUCAGAAUUUUCCAAAGGAAAUAUUGAUAUAAUUAUAUGCACAGAUACGUUGGCUAGAGGAAUUGACUUGCCGGAAGUCCAGUGUGUGAUAUCCUACUCUGCACCUAAGCACUUGAAAACAUACAUUCACAGAGCUGGAAGAACAGCCAGGGCAGGUACUUUAGGUACAGCCGUGACGCUUUUAAAUACUACACAAGUUGGACAUUUCAAGUCUCUACUUGAACAUGCAGAAAAGAACAAUGUUCUUGAGGUUAAUAUUCCCACUGAUGACAUGGAAUCUUUGGAGGAAACUUACAAAAAAGCAUUAGAACAAAUGAAGAGAAUUCUCAGCAAAGAAGAAGAGGAUCAUUUGAGCAAAAUAAAAAGUACCAAACAUAAACCAGGAAAGAAAAGAAAAAGGAUUAAUUCUGUUAAUUCAAAUUGAAUAGUGAAUGUUUUGACUUUGUACAUAUAUUUUUGAGUUGAAAAAUGUUUAUUUUUAA